CUUAACAGAACAGCGACGAAGACUUGGAGAACAUCCAUAAAGUGGACGCAAUUGUGGUGAUCGUGGGUCAGGACCCGGAUGUGGUCUACAGUAAGACGACUGCUCUUCAGACCUGGCUCUUCGGGUAUGAGAUGACGGACAUAAUGAUAGUUCUGUGCCAUCAGUCCAUCCAUGUGUUGGCGUCCAAGAAAAAGGUGGACUUCUUGAAGAUGAUUGAGUCGAGCAAAGAGAACGAGGAGUCGGUUCCGCCCAUCACUCUCUUGGUUAGGGAUAAGACGGACAAAGACGGCGCCAACUUCGAGACGUUGAGGACAGCGAUCGCGAAGAGCAGAAACGGCAAAACGAUCGGUGAGUUCACGAAAGACAAGUUCAGCGGAGAGUUCGUCGACGAGUGGAAGAAAGUGUUGAAUUCGCAGAACUACUCGACUUUGGACAUCAGUUCUGCGGCGGCCUAUAUAAUGGCGCCCAAAGACGAUCACGAGAUCGCACUCCUCACCAAAGCGGCCGCUCUCUCGUCAGACAUUUACGCCAAAUAUCUGAGAGAAGAGAUCACAGAAAUCAUUGAUUCCGACAAAAAAGUCAAACAUUCAAAGCUGGCCGACGGUGUGGAACAGGCCGUCGCUAAUAAGAAGUACGUCAAAGGUGUCGAUCCCUCACAUGUGGACCUCUGCUAUACGGCUAUCAUUCAGUCCGGAGGCAAAUAUAAUCUCAAGUUUAGUGCCGUUAGGUUCUGAUAAAAACAACUUACACUUCGGCGCCAUUACCUGUGCUCUGGGCGUCCGAUACAAGAGUUACUGCUCUAAUAUCGUGCGAACACUUCUCGUGAAUCCAACGGAUGAACAAAAGAG
Molecule: messenger RNA, 848 nt
Organism: Oppiella nova
Lineage: Eukaryota; Metazoa; Arthropoda; Arachnida; Sarcoptiformes; Oppiidae
Source: the annotation of a GenBank genome assembly